Linum trigynum is the source of this 5115-nucleotide messenger RNA. The record is from the annotation of a GenBank genome assembly. NCBI's taxonomy places the organism in Eukaryota, Viridiplantae, Streptophyta, Magnoliopsida, Malpighiales, Linaceae.
UCGAUCUCUUUUCUACUUAUGCUUAUUCGAUUUUUCCCCAACAACCCUGAAAAUUAUCUAGUGACAAUGACACUUCUACUAGUUUUGAUUCUACAAAUUGCAACUGCAAGUGUAGAAAGAACAUUUUCAGUUUCGACUUAUAUUAAGAACAAGUUUUCAAGUCAAAUUGGCGAUGAUUUUGCUAAUGAUUACUUAUUUUUGAUGGUUAAUCAAAAUUUUCAUUAAGCACUAGGGUUUCAACUGCAAAAACCCCUUCUCAAAGUAAACAACAAGUACCUAUCAAGCUCUUUACAUCAACUCAGAUAUAAUCCUAUCUAUACAGUAUAUCACCCUGUUCAGGGAGGUCUGGCCGCAAGAAUCCACUUCACCUUGUCCUCUAUUCUACCUGCUAUCUUGCUUGGGGAACAAAUCACUGCAUCAUGAGCUCGACUACAACGUUCUCGCCAUAUAUAACUAACACACAUGGGUAAUACCCGCCCCGUACAUCAAGUAUUAGUAUGCCUAAAACUUUACAUGAAAAUUUUCAAUUAUAACACUAAACGAACGUACUAUGAUCCUAAAAUAUCCAUUAAUCUAUAAUAUAGAUUCACUAUUUUCCAAAUCAUUAUGUUAUAACUUAUAACUCUAAUGCAUUUACUAAGUAAUAAUUAACUAACAUAAUUAAUCUUGUCGACAUGAGGUUGAAAGUGAAGGAGUGAAGGGAUAAUUGAGGGAAAAAAAUUUAGACCAUCCACAAUGGUUGGGUGAGAAGGGUGGGAAAAAUGAGUUUUUUGGGUUUGGGGGUUGGAAAACCCGCAAUGAGUUGGGAAGGAAAAGUGGGAGGAGUGUUUUCACUUUUUUUUUUCUCAUUUCCCCGUUCCACUGUGAGUCUUCCCCUUCUUUUCCCCUCUUUUCCCCACCCCACUAUGGAUGGUCUUAGCUUUUUUUUUUUUUUUUUAUUAUGGUGGCCACUUAAUUGUAUUUUUUCUAUUUAUUUUCUCAAGUUACACUCACUAUCAUUGGUAGGUUACAAUUUGAUCCACAUAUUUUUUAUAUGCGAAGAAAUGCUCUUGGUGGGGCGGGUAUGUGUAUGGGGCAAGGAGGCUAAAAUCAUACCCACCUCAUACCCAUCAAACUUUUUGAGGAUUUUACCUAUACCCACCACAUACCCGGUCAAUAUGGGGAUUCCCCGCAUUGAUUGGGUCGAGGGUAGCUGGAUACCCGCGGUCAUGAGUUUGAUUGCCAUGAUUUGAUUCUCCUAUAUAAGACACCAAAUAUGUGUUUAUCGUAUCCUCAAAAGACAUCCGAUUUUACUUGAAUAUUAAAAAUAUUUUGUUUUGUAAUUUUAACAGAAUCCGUUGUAGUCUAGUUGGUUAGGAUACUCGGCUCUCACCCGAGCGACCCGGGUUCAAGUCCCGGCAACGGAAAACUAUUUUUUAUAUACUUUUUGCAUUUUGUUCUCUGUCGCCUGUCGGGCCUCUAGGGUUUAUCUGUCUGCGUCAUUCAUGAACAAAAAAAUGUUAGCUUUCAACUCGGCAUCUCUCGCUUCAGCUAGGGUUUAACGGACUGUGGACGGCUAAUCCGUUCUUCUCCAAAGAAAACCUUCAUCUAUCUCUCCUGAAUUUGUUCGUGUCACCGGAGCUCCUAGCUCCUCCGUUUAGUCCUUCCCCCCCAAGUUCUUCAGAAGUCUUGUCAAUCAUGGGGAGGAAGAAGAAAUUCAUCGACAAGAAGAAAUCGGCGACGUUCCAGCUAAUGGCGCGGGACUCCUCCGACCCUUUCUUCGAUGGGACGCCAGGGAGCGAGCAAGUCUUCGUCCGCGUCGACGAGAAUCAAUACUCAGUUGACGAGGAAGGCGGCGAGCAGCGUCAUGACGUGGAAUCGGAUUCUAUCUUUGCCGACGCACCAGAGGAUGUGGACGACUUUGUGGAGGGCACCGGCGAUGGGGUUCUUGGGAUCCCCAUGAGAUCCGCCGCCGAAUUUCACAGUGGAUCUUCUUCGUUGCCGGACCAAGUGAGGAGGGAGAUUAUCGAGCUCGGCUUCCCUGAUGACGGCUACAAUUACCUGCUUCACAUGCGCGAGAUUAAGAACACCGGCGGCGGCUCCAGGUAUUACGAGAACCCGAAGGCGCUCGACCAGAUUCCUGGCGAUGUCAAGGCCUAUGAUGCUUCGAGAGUUCCGGUGUCUGAAGUGAGAGAUGAAGAUAAUAAGGAAGAUAUGUCUAUUUACAGCAUAGCAGCAAAGACUGUCGGUGUUAGGAUUCAGAAAGUGGUUGAUCCUGAAGUGGCUGCAUUGCUUGACGACACCGAUCUGUCUCGAUUCGGGUCUGAUGUGGAAGAUUUGGAGGAGGAUUUUGUCAUUCGUGCCAAUCUUGCCGAGGAAGGGGAGGACGAUGAUCAUUUGAAUGAUAUUAUUGGUGGAGCAGUGACUGUGAGUCAUAAGUCAGGGGAGGUAAUUGAUGAGUUGAGGGAUGCUUGUUUUCCUUCUAUUCAUCAGGAUGAGAAUGUGGAACAAAGGGGUGGCGGUGAUUUGAUUGUUGAAGCAAGGCCCAGGCGCCUUCUUGAUGAGCAAUUUGACCAGCUUGAAAUGGAAGAGUAUGCCACAGAUGAGGAGGAGGAGGAGGAUGAUUUCUGUCGUUAUCGAGAAAAUGAAGAUGAGUGUUUAGCAGAGAAGUUGAAAGCAGUUCUUAAUACCUCAACAAUGGAUGCAAUGGAACUCGAGGGGAAAUACAGAGCACCUGCAGAUAUAUUACAUAGUAACGAGGGUCCGGAAAGUGAAGAAUUGUUGAAUACUGCAGCUGCUGUCCUUCGCCGUACUGUAGAGUACGCCGAGAAGUAUGCAAACGAGGAUGACGGUGGAGAAGUUGUUCUAGCAGAGGAAAGUAGUGACGAGUCAGAGGUCUGGGAUUGUGAGACUAUUGUCACUACAUACUCAAACCUUGAUAACCACCCUUCUAAAAUUCAAGCUCCAGGAGCUUCGAGAAAGAAGAAGAUAGCUGAAACUUUUUCCAAGGCUUUGAAUACUCCUGGUCCUGUGAUAUCUCUUCAUGGGAAAGAGAAGAUUCCUGUAGGUGUUUUGCCUGGCAGUAGAAAGGCUUCGGCAGCAGAAACAUCAAUGGAUGAACCUAGCUCGAGAACUGAACCUCUGAAAAGGAAGCAACACGGGCAAGAGUCUAAAGAGGAGAAAAAAGAGAGAAAGGCUGCUGUGAAGGAGGAAAGGAGAGAAGCUAGGCGUCUGAAAAAGGAAACAAAGGAUGUCUAUAGAGGUGAAGCUCAGCGUGCACAGAGAGUUGCUGCUGUAGCUGGUCCUUCUGCCAUCAGUCUUAGGUAAAGUUGAAGCAAGAUCAGUGCUCAGCAAACAUACAUUACAUUGCAAAAAGACCGUCAAAGUGGAGCUAUCUGCACUUAAAAGUUUUGAUGGGGACUGUUCGCUUGGUUCUUCAUGAUGCCUACGCAGAGUGCCUGGAUAUUUUGUUGUUGUACAUCACCAUUUUCCCGUAGGUAUUUCGUGCAACUAUGAUUUAGUUGUUUGCAUGUUGGCAUAUAAGCUUGAACACAAUAUGUAAGCUUUCUGAGAAUUCUCUUCUGCUGAAAGCGUGAACAAGUUAAUCUUAUGUUUAUGCAUGUUUAAGAGAGGCAUUAAACCUUCUCUCUGUACUUAUUCAUUACCACCCAGAAACCGUUGGCAUUGACCUCAUCAAUACUCACUUUGCAUAAUGGUGUGGGACAGAAGAAACAGACCUGGUAGGCAAGGAAACCCAAAAAAGGCUUCUGUAAAACAAAAACAGACAGCUAGGAAGUGAGACCACAUCUUUCAUACUUGUUCAUGAUCAUAGAUUCAUACUCGCCGGCCAUGGGGUACUGGAGCAUGGCUGCAUCCUUUGUUGACAGGUGCAGGAUCAUAGACCCCGUAAUCAUCUUCACACACCCGUUGAUCUUCAACUGGGCGGACAGGUGGUGGAACUGGUAACGGUAUAUCUGCUGGUGCUAAGAAUAACGAUCUUGUUGUUGCUGCGGCUGCUGAUGAUGCAGGCGACGCGGUUAGCAGGAGGGCCACCAGGGCCAUUGCAACUACUUUGAUCAUGAGUGAGAAAUGAUAAACUGACUUCUCACUUGAACUCAUCAUGAUGCUUUAUGUUGCUGAUUUUUCAUUGCUGUGUCUGCAUCUUGAGGUUUGCUCAUAUUUAUUUGGGAAGAGAUGUAGGGGAUGGAGAUUGGGAUGGUAGUUGCAGUAUGUAUUACACCAUAAUCAGUUGCAUGAUGCAUCUAUCUGCAUGGUUUUUUUGCGUGCACUUCCACGGAAGCAGGAGUUAGCUCAGAAGUAGUAGUAGUUACCUAAGAGGAGCCUGUUUUGUUGGUUUCAUCUAGUGGUGUGUAUGGUCUGAUCCGGAAUCGAAUUGAAUUUUGAAUUGAAAUUAGGAAUGAACAGGAUUGGUAUCUGGUUUGAUGAUUUGGCUUGUGGUGGUCGAUCAACUUGGGUAUGUGGCUUGAUGAAAAAUGGUGCGACAUGCGUGGUUUUAAAUAGGGUUGGGAAACGGUGCACUUUCGUUUAGUCCGGACAUAUAUAUGGUCUACGAUCUAGAACAAUGAGAUGAAGUAUAGAUUAGAGAGUAGUAAAAGAAAAAAAAAACUAUAUGAUUUAGAGCAGAUCACGUCGGUAUGAUAUGAUACUAUUCACACUUGAUAGGUCGUGUUUAUUAAAAAAUGAACAAUUUGUUUGGUUCACUAGAAAAAAAGUUGAAUCAAUAAUUGGGAAAAAAUUUCCUAGAAAUUCCUACAAUAAUUUUAAUACUCUAAAUCUAAGCAAAUAAUGACACUAGGUUAGAGCAACCUAACGUCAUAUACAUUAACAUAAAAUUGAAUGAAUAUGUGAUUGUCUUUGCUCUCUGGUGGAGUGUCUAGUGUGGAGGGUUUAACAUCACUUACGCUAAACGGAGGGCAUUUUGAUAGUAUCUCAACAUGUCAAUGGAGAUUUAACAACAAAUUAACAAAAAGGGUGAACAUGUGAUUGUCUUUGUUCUCUGGUGGAGUGUCUAGUGUGGAGGGUUCAAAUCACUUACGCUAAACGAAGGGCAUUUUGAUAGUAUCUCGACAUGUCAAUGGAGAUUUAACAACAAAUUAACAAAAAGUGUGAUUAGGA